GAAACCUACAGGAAGCUAGCUGAUAGGUAGUCAGAUUAUUUUUAGAUAAACUAUUAUUAAUUUUGUUUAUGAGUUGUUGUUUUUUUACAAGUUGUUGUUUGUUUGAUCAUAUACAGUGUUGGAUUCAAUACCUUUAUCGAUCAAUUUAAUUCGAGACGUAACGUUAAUCAGAAUAGUUGAACAUGAUGCAGUCUAUAGUGCUAACAUAAUUUACUCCGUUUGCUAUUGGUAACAAAGAUUAGUGAGGUAACGUUAGCUAGAGAUUGUCAUCUAAAAUUAAGGCCAGUUUUGUUACAUGGAUGAAGUCGUGGACCUCAGUCAUUCUAGUCACCGCCUCACUGAUGUCUCUGAUGAAGGUCUCAAAAUGAACUCGACAUCUGAACCUUUCUUGCACUUCACAAACUUUGAGGAAUGGCAGAACCAAGAUGCAAGGGAAUCAAAACGAUUGCAAGGAAACAUAGAAGAACACACCAAUAACAACAACAACAAACGAAAGAGCUUCAGUUAUUAGGUUGUUCUACAAACUGCAGGCUGCCUUACAAGCAGCAAAAAACCCUGGACCAGUUUUCAUGAAGGCUAGUAACACUAUAGCAAAGAGUGAGAGGUACCAACAGGCUGAACAUGAAUCUGUGGACAGACAGAAAGCCCGGAACUCCUCUUAUGAGUGUUCUUUCUGUGGCAAAGUAUUUGGAAAUACAAAUGCACUGAAUAAACACCUUUUGACGCACCAGUCAGACCGGCCGCACGUCUGUUCCAUCUGCCAGCGUGCAUUUAAACGUCAUGAUCAUCUGACAGGCCACAUGUUGACACACCAAAAGCGGAAGCUGUUUACCUGUGUAGAGCCAGGCUGUCAGCGAAGCUACUGUGACACCCACUCCCUGAAACGCCACUGUCUGUCUCAGCAUGGCGCUCAGCCCAAGCCUAUGCCAUCAGAGAGCACCUCCACCCACUCCGCCCUCCACCCUGCAGCACAGUGGGAAGCCAAGGCCGUGGACGCUCCAAGUGCGCAAAGCAACAGUGACCAAACUGGCUAUCCUACGAUUUACAUUUCCGCCCCAAAAACUGUCAUCCAGACCAACACCCAGUCCGCAAGCUCGGAUUACCACAGCUAUGUUAAUUACAACAACUACUCAGGGUUUUCUAAUGUGGUCAGAGGACUUGGAGUGGGUCAGUUCACGGUUGAGAGCGCCUCUCAAGAGAAGUCCCUGGUAGGCCGGGAUCAGUGGAUCCCAAGAACUGCCAAGAGUGUGUAUGCCAUGAGCAGAGAUGAAGUGGUGACCUCUCAAGAUAUGCAGGGGUCUUCACAGUGGCCCGUGAGUCUGGAGCCAGGGCCGAGUAGUGUCAAUGCAUCAGAGGCUGCAACAGCACAGACUUAUGGGGCGGACAGCCUGAGCGACUCCUGCUGGGAAAACGCGUUGAAUGAGUUUCCUGUGACGGACCUCCAGGUCCUCGAUAGCAUCUUGUCAUUACAAUCGUCACGGGAGACGGCCAACUGUCACAACGAGGAAAGGACAGUGUCUUUGGAAGAUUCCAGUCAAGCCAAACAGAGUCAGCACACUCACAUAACCCAAGGUCUUACCCAGGUCAAAAAGAUAAAGUCAGAGACGUUGCCUCCGUGGCCCAUCUCUGGCCAUGAAUUUAGCUCAGCAGCAGACCCCCACCACCUGCCCCACAAACUCAAUUAAGUGUAUUAGAAGAAAUGCAUGCUGUCCCUAAAAUGGCUGACAAGGCCAAAAAGAGAGUACGAAAGAAGAAGAUCACAACUGACGAUGUCCUUCCUUUGCCCAUUUGUCACGAAGAAUCAGUUUCCCGACGUCCACGGUCCCGCCCUGGGUUCCUUAUAUCUCCAAGCCAGGUAGCGAUGGCUUCUUUCAGCUCAGAGAGUGCCCCCUACCUGUCUCUUAAGAAGGGAGGUAGUGUCUCUGUCAUCACACGAGCAGAGGAAGGACAGGAGUCUUGUGAAAGGUCAGACUGUGGAGACCUCUCUGAAGAUAGCUUUUCCUGGGCUCAUCCUGCCUCCUCUAGGGCAGGUGACCAUGUGGACUCUCACUCCCCAGAGUCACCCACCUUUGUUCAGCAUGGUCAAACAGUGGAGACCACUGCUGAUGAACUGUCGGUCUCCCAGUGGUCACCCCAGUAUUCCGAGAAGAAGUGUCUAUCACCCCUGAUCAUCCCUGUAUCCGUACCUGUCACAAAAGGCUCAACGGAGAACAGCAUUCACCAGAGUUUUAUGCUAUCCACUGAAAAAGCAGCUCAGUCGGUAGAGGGAGUGGGAUUGAAAAAGACUCGCCGGCUGGAGUCGCUGAAAACCCUCAUCAUUCCCACCCCCCGUCAGCCCCGGCAGCUGUUAGAGCAGGAGGCCUUGGCCAGCCUGCGGUUCCGUGCGACAGGAUGCUACCUAAGCCAGCUGCGCUCCCCCCCAUACUUGGCUGGCCAGCUGAUGAACCCCGACCUGCAGCUCGCCCCCUACACCCCCCCACCGAUGCUGAGCCCGCUGAGGCCAGGAAGUGGCCUGUACUUCAACAAGCUGCCCCAGCAGCAUCCCUGUCCACCCCUGGCCAAUUCCUUCAUCAGUGCUAUGGACAGAAAAGAUGGCAUCUGUAUGGUAGUGGAUGACACCGUUGUCAGCAUAGAGCCGAGGAUCAACGUGGGCUCACGCUUCCAGGCGGAGAUCCCGCCCUUGCGGAACCGGCUGCUGAUGCUGUAUGAGGAGCACCCCGCCCAGAUCGUCUGGUUACCAUGGGGAGACAUAGCCAGUAAUACAGACACACAAGACAGAGUUACAGAGUUCCUGAACAUGUGUUGUUCCAGUGUUCUCCCAGGAGGGGGAACCAACACGGAACUGGCCCUUCACUGCCUUCAUGAAGUGCAAGGAGAUGUUCUGGCUGCUCUUGAUCUUCUUUUGGUCAGAGGAGAUUAUCGUUCCUCCUCACACCCCUUAAAUGACUAUCACUAUACAGGGUCAGACUUCUGGAGUGCCCAAGAAAAGAGAGUCUUCCGCAAAGCUGUGAUCACAGAGAAUAAGGACUUCCAGCGUAUUCAGAACAUGUUACAGAGCAAGACAGUGUACCAGUGUGUUGAGUAUUACUAUGCCAUGAAGAAACUCAAGAAAUUCAAACAGCGUACUCAAGAAGAUAAGAAGGAAGAAGGUGGACUAGACUCUACAGAGUCGCCUACUGGUCCUGACGACCAGCAGGCCAGCAGAAGGGGGGUGCAGCGUUCCCUGACCAGACAAAGGCCUAUACAGCAGCUGCAGACGGCUGCAGACACAUCUAUGGAGUACACCUGUGAGGAGUGCGGUCGGGGCUUCCAGAAGGUCAGGAGUCGGAGUGCCCAUAUGAAGACCCACCGACACCAGGAGCGGAAUUGCUCCAUGGCAUACAGCUGGCCUGCCUGCAACAGAGACGCAGCCCAACAGGCUAUCCCUGGAGGAGAGCUCCCUGGCACCUCCUAGUCAGACUCGCAGUAACUCAGGAUUCUGCAUUUUUACAACAGCAACACGUUGUAAUAGCGGCCACCCUACAUUAUAAAAGCCACAGAUUUCAAAUUGGCCAGUAAAAUGUUCAGUUCAUAAAUCAUUUUUAAUUUUUUAACAAAAUAUUGAAAAACAAAACAA
Molecule: messenger RNA, 3616 nt
Organism: Alosa alosa (allis shad)
Lineage: Eukaryota; Metazoa; Chordata; Actinopteri; Clupeiformes; Clupeidae
Gene: znf541
Product: zinc finger protein 541
Exons: 17
Coding region: 1700-3454 (584 amino acids)
Biological process (GO): negative regulation of DNA-templated transcription; regulation of transcription by RNA polymerase II
Cellular component (GO): histone deacetylase complex; transcription regulator complex
Molecular function (GO): transcription corepressor activity
Source: RefSeq, a predicted model, not a curated record